This is a messenger RNA of Tremella mesenterica DSM 1558, 1362 nucleotides long. RefSeq lists its product as uncharacterized. Gene Ontology annotation, molecular function: exopolyphosphatase activity. The transcript has 4 exons. NCBI's taxonomy places the organism in Eukaryota, Fungi, Basidiomycota, Tremellomycetes, Tremellales, Tremellaceae. The record is from RefSeq and is a predicted model, not a curated record. Gene Ontology annotation, cellular component: cytoplasm. The coding region runs from base 1 to 1362 and encodes 453 amino acids.
AUGAACAAUCCAAAGAGACCUGUGGCUAUUCAGUCCGGCGGGAAUGGAGUUACCGGUACUCCUGGGGACGAUUCGACUGUCGAGGAUGAUUCGACCCUGGAGAAGUUUCUCUCGAAGCAGAGGAGAGAGUUUCUGAAAGAUCUAGACGAUGGGAAGGGAGAUCAAUGGCAGGUUGUCAUGGGUAACGAAGCUGGUGACCUCGACUCUCUAGCUUCCUCAAUUUCCUACGCCUACCUCUCGUCCACUUUUUUCUCUCGUUCCACUAUCCCUCUUGUCCUGACCGCACCUGAACACAUGUCUCUUCGUCUCGAAAACCUCCACGCUCUACAGCUCGCCUCCCUUUCCCCUUCUGUUCUCCUACACUCAUCCCAACUCCCUUGCCCUCCUGCCGACCUAACCGCAAGAGGGGUCCACUUCGUUCUAGUGGAUCAUAACUCACUCUUACCUCAAUUUGGACCUGGUGCAGUGGAUGUGAUCAUUGACCACCACGUGGAUGAGGGCAACCACCCGAGCGCGCAACGACUCAUCACUACCACGGGCAGUUGUUCAAGUCUCGUGAUCAAAUAUUUCCGCCGGCCAUGGCAAGAUCACAUCUCGAUUUCAGAUGACAAGGGUCAGGACGCAAAAUUGGUGGACACGGGAGUAGCUACUUUGUUACUUGCUGCCAUGGUGAUUGAUACGAGUGGUCUACGACCCGGGGGUAAAGCCACUCGGAUCGAUAAUGAAUCAGCGGCUUUUCUCUACCCACUUACUUCCCUGUCCGCACCAUCACCUUUUGGCUCUCAUCCUAAUAUCGGUACCAACCCUCCAAUUCCACUGACGAAGUUGACUAACGAUCUCACCCAAGCCAAAUUCAAUGUGUCACAUCUGUCCACCCCCGAACUCCUGUUGAGGGAUUAUAAGGAAUACGUUCUUCCCACGUCCGCAAAAACGUAUCCCACUCUUCGUCUAGGUCUUUCGACUGUACCUCUGGGUCUGGAGACCUGGCUCGAUCGGGACACUCACGGUUGGAAACCUUUUCUCCUUGCUGUAGAUGAUUACAUGGAAGAGAAACAACUCAACAUCUUGGGGAUACUCACCACGUUCAGAGACGAUAAAGAUAAGUCUAGACGAGAGAUUUUAUUGAUCGUUGGGCCCGGAAAGGGUUUACCAGAGAGGGAGGAACAAAAAGUGAUAGUGGAACUCGCGAAGGGGAUGGAGGAGAGUGGUGAGGUAUUAGAUCUUGGUGCUUGGGGUAGUAAAAAAGGAGUGAAGGACUUUUUGGAGAAGGGAGACGGAAGAGUAGGGAGGGUUUGGCAACAGAGAAAUACGAAAUCAACCAGGAAACAGGUCGCGCCGAUCUUAGUGAGUGCUCAUACUUGA